ACAGCAGCAGCAUCACAGCUCUGCGCUAUCUGGCACAGUGAGUCAGCUGUGCUGAUCAUAGGCACCGGCUCGCUGUCACGAAUGAAUGGAAGGAGAGAAAGAGAGGAGACCCUGAAGGAUCGAGAGAGAGAGAGAGAGAGAGAGAGAGAGGGGAGCAGUGAUGAAGCCCUGGAGAGAGUGACAACUAGGUAGCUGCUGAAAUUAUCGGAGCAGGCUUGACGCAUAAUCCCGCCCGCCCCGCCGGCACUGGGAGGGGGCAAAUCUACACUGCCUGAACUCAAAUCCUCCAGAAGAGAUUUACGGAGCGCGCCGCUGCGGCUCCAUCCACCUUAUAGAGAGCGGACGUAGCGUUGGUUGCUUUCCCGUCGGCUGCAGCCCCACAGACGUUAACUACCCGACGCUAAAAGGACGUAUUGCGCUUUAAUAGGGGACUGAGUCCUGCUGGAAUCGCCGCGUCGCGCACGGAGGGCUGUUUGAUGCGCCCUGAGGCGCAGACGGGACCCGUCCGCACGCCGACGCCAUCGUCACCGGCAUCGCAGGUGGUUUUGACUCGCGUUGGUUACACCGGAGCUCUGGAGCCAUGACAGGUCCCCCGCUGGUCCCGCGGCCCGCCUGCUGACGGUACCCGGCAGGAUGGGAGCAGGUCUUCCGCUUUUAGGAUCCCGAACCAGCCGAUUUAUCAAUGGAGGAGGAGAGUGAUACCCGGAAAAUCAACAACAGCUUCCUUCGCGACCACAACUAUGCAACCGAAGCUGACAUUAUCUCGACGGUGGAGUUUAACUCUUCGGGGGAGCUAUUGGCCACCGGGGAUAAAGGAGGCAGAGUGGUUGUCUUCCAGAGGGAGCAAGAGAGUAAGAGUCAGCCUCAGCGUCGAGGCGAGUACAAUGUUUACAGCACAUUCCAGAGCCACGAGCCGGAGUUUGACUACCUGAAGAGUUUGGAGAUCGAGGAGAAGAUCAACAAGAUCAAAUGGCUUCCUCAGCAGAACGCCGCCUACUUCCUGCUCUCCACCAACGACAAGACGGUGAAGCUGUGGAAGAUCAGCGAACGAGACAAGCGUCCGGAGGGCUACAACCUGAAGGAUGAGGACGGACGAAUCCGAGACCCGUCCACCAUCACCUCGCUGCGGGUGCCAGUGCUGCAGCCCAUGGACUUGAUGGUGGAGGCUACAGCCCGGCGUGUGUUCAGCAAUGCACACACCUACCACAUCAACUCCAUCUCCGUCAACUCCGACCUUCAGACGUUCAUCUCCACCGAUGACCUCAGGAUAAACCUGUGGAACCUGGAGAUCACCGAUCGCAGCUUCAACAUCGUGGACAUUAAGCCCGGAAACAUGGAGGAGCUGACGGAGGUGAUCACCUCGGCGGAGUUCCACCCGCAGCAGUGUCACACCUUUGCCUACAGCAGCAGCAAGGGCUCCAUACGCCUGUGUGACAUGAGACAGGCCGCGCUCUGUGACCGACACUGCAAAUACUUCGAGGAGCCCGAGGAUCCGUCCACUCGCUCCUUCUUCUCCGAAAUCAUCUCAUCCAUCUCCGACGUGAAGUUCAGCCACAACGGGCGCUACCUGAUGACACGGGACUACCUCACUGUCAAGGUGUGGGACCUUCAGAUGGAGAACAAGCCACUGGAAACGUACCAGGUACACGACUACCUACGGGGCAAACUCUGUUCUCUGUAUGAGAACGACUGCAUCUUCGACAAGUUCGAGUGCGUCUGGAACGGAUCAGACAGCGUCAUAAUGACCGGCUCCUACAACAAUUUCUUCCGAAUGUUUGAUCGGAACACCAAACGCGAUGUCACGCUGGAGGCGUCCAGAGAAAACAGCAAACCCAGAGCCAUCCUCAAGCCUCGCAAGGUGUGUGUGGGAGGGAAACGGCGUAAGGAUGAAAUCAGCGUAGACAGCUUGGACUUCAGCAAGAAGAUCCUGCACACCACGUGGCACCCGCACGAGAACAUCAUCGCUGUGGCGGCCACCAACAACCUCUACAUCUUCCAGGACAAGGUCAACUAAAUGGCCACGGGGCUCUCCUGAGCCCAGGGGGCGUUGGAGGAUCCAGGAGCGAGCUGGGACCUGGUCCGCAUCCUUCUCGCCUCCCUGCGUCCUGUUGCUGCCGGCCUCGGAUCCUGCUGCUCUGCUCUGAGGCGGUGCAGAGCUGAUUAUCCAGUGACUGAGGAGGGAAGGUGGACAAUAGCGAUUCUGGGAAGCAGGGACGUGUUCCUUCUGGAUUCAGCUCAAGAAAGUCAAAAAUUAACUACCACUCUCUAUCGUUUAAUUUAUUCAGCUCCAAUGGACACCUGACGAAGUGAAUCCCUUGCAUUUAACGAAGGAGGUGCUGCCUGAAUCCGAUGAUGUAGCAGCCUCCUGGACCCUGAACAAAAGGGUGGAUGUGGCGACACUGAGCAUAAAAUAGAGCACACACACAGAAACCUAGCCUGUGACGGUGACUCGCUGUCAUGCAGCAACAGCGCCCCCUCUCUUUCAAUCUGCUCCAGGGCCUGUGAUCAAAGUGUCGGACGGCGCCACGUGCUGCAGAACUUCUACAGAAAAGACUGUUGACCUCUGACCCGAAGACACCCGGUCAGUCGGAGUACCGUUUCUGCCGAGACCGUUGUAGUUUGUAAUGUGAAUGAAGCCCCUCUGGGCGGUGUCCAUGGUUUUAUUUAACGCUGUUGUUUUCUCAAGUCCAUCUCUGUCAAUGAGUCUGUUUAGAAGCUGUGGUGCCUUCUUUUGGUAUGUUGGGGUUUGAUGUAGUGGGAUGCGGGAGGGGGGAGGGGGACACGCGGCGGGAGUGUGAAUGUUUCAAAUAAAUUGUUGACUUAGGUUUAAUUUUUUUUCUUCUUUUUCUCUAAACAAGAACAAAACAAACAAAAAAAGCUCAGCCGAGUUUCAAGUGCGGAAAGAGCUAAAAGUUGUAGUCGUGAUUACGUUUACAGCACUGACUACAUGCUGGUUAUGGUCGGGGGAGGAUGCUUUGACAUGUAUUAAGUAUUUUAUUGCUCCUUAGUCUGAUGUCAUCAGGUUGCAAGAGACAUGAAGAAGUCAAAAUAUAUUUUUUAAUUCCUGAUGAGAGCGAAACUUUAUCUCCUACAUCGUUUGUUUGGAUAGUGCUGAAUAGGAUCUGUAGAUGGUAGAAAAGCCAAACGACCUGCAAUCAAUGUUAAAAGCUCGAGUCUGAGAUUUCUCGACAUCCCAUAAUGCUAACCUAGCUCUGAUGACUUUGAAUCAGUUUAAACUGCAAAUACUGAGCUGAACAUCUACAGAUCGUCUGAGACACUAUGCAAAAUAUGACCUGCUUUCUCCACAAGAAGUCAAAAAGGUUUCAUCAGAAUCCGGUGUGUCUGUCCAUGCUCCUCCUCCUGAUGAAGGUCGGCUCUGAUGUCAUGUUUCAGAAGUCAGAUUUGUGUAAUGAGCCAACUCCCCUACAUGGAAACCAGUCAAAGGUCUAAAUGAACUCUGCAAAAUCAGGGAAUUCUUAAGUGUGAUUCCUUUAAACAGUAAUGUCUUCUAAACAACCUCCUUUGUGACACUAAUUAAAAAAAAAAAAAAAACUUU
Molecule: messenger RNA, 3556 nt
Organism: Betta splendens (Siamese fighting fish)
Lineage: Eukaryota; Metazoa; Chordata; Actinopteri; Anabantiformes; Osphronemidae
Product: serine/threonine-protein phosphatase 2A 55 kDa regulatory subunit B beta isoform
Exons: 10
Coding region: 683-2014 (443 amino acids)
Biological process (GO): peptidyl-serine dephosphorylation
Cellular component (GO): cytosol; protein phosphatase type 2A complex
Molecular function (GO): protein binding; protein phosphatase regulator activity
Source: RefSeq, a predicted model, not a curated record